UUACUCUGAGGGCAACAACGACUUUAAUUGAAAAAUUUGGCGCCUUUGGCCAUGACAUAACCUCAAAUAACAAUAUUAAAUAUAGGAAAGUAAUACGAAAACAUGAUUCGAGAAUUUACAUAAGUCUGCAUAAAUAUAUGUCUUGACAAAAUGAAAGAAAUAACUGAUUACUUUUCAAGUCCUACUAAAAAAGUAAGAGCUAACAUAGAAGUGUCGACAACUUUGGAAAUACCAAAGAAAAAUGCAAUUGUAGAACAUAUAGAAGAGGCAGUUGUAAGUCAUCAAUCUCCUUGCAAUGAUUUGCCAGUUGUUGAAGAACAUCCAAGAAAAAAAAGUAAAAGAAGAAAAACUGAUAAACAUCGUAAGUUGUCUGAUCCUGCUGUUAAAACUGUUACAGAACUUUUUUCCACUAGUUGUUGUCUGCUUUCUCCCAAUCAGCAGAGCACUGAAGGCGUAAAUCUAAUCCAAACUGAAACAGAAGAGGAAGAUGUGGAAAAUGUAAAACUCAUUGGAAAUAUUUCAUUUAAAGAAAAUCAACAAAAUAGUGACUCUGAACCGUUUACGCUGAAGGAUGAUAAAAAAUCGAUAAAGCCCAAUGCUUUUCAGUUCAUGAUGGAUAGUAGAAAUAAAAGUAUUGGAAUGAAUUCUCCUGGAAAAGAAAUACAGGAAGAAAAGUCUGAAGAUAUACCCAAGAAGGAUAAACUUAUUGCCAGAAAGAACUUGCUAAGUAUGUGGGCAGAUAAAAAAAAGGCAUCCAAAAGAAAAAGGACUGAAGAAGAAAUUGAUGAGAUAAUCAGUUAUAAAUUAGAUAAACGAGCUAAAAGAUUACAAAAAUUAUUGAAAGCUGAAAAAGUUGAAAAGGAAACAAAAGAUUCAGCAGAAGUUUUUGUAAAGAAUAGAAGAUAUAAGACGGCUAAGACUUCAUAUUCAAUUAAUGAUGGAACAGAUAAUAAUUUUGAUAAUGAAAACGUCAAUUUACUGUGUAAAAACAUAUCAGAAUUAAAUAAAAUGACACCAAACUUAAAUAAGGGUGUUGGAGCAGGAAAGAAAAUAGAAAAUAUGCCUUUUGUUACAAUAGAUAAUGAUAAAAAUCCUGCUCAAUCAAGGUUAACAAAAACAAUAUUGAAACCAAAAAAAGUAAGUUCUAGUAAAUCUGAAAAAAGCAAUUUUCACAUAAUUUCGAGUAGAAAUGAAGUUAUUGGUUCAGAGAAGUUUGUUGAAACAGUUAAUCAGACUGGUUCAACCACUUUGACAUCAAAAAAAAACAAGAGAGUUCUCAACCUUAUGGAUUCAUCAAAUAAAAUAAAUGAGGGUCACUCCAGCAAUGUUACAAUAAAAAUUGAAGAGAAAAAAGGCAUGAAGUCGGAAAAAAAUGGUUCUACUAAUUUAAAACUAUCCAAUAAAGAAAAGAAAUCAAAAAUAACUAGUGAUAACUCGAAUCAAAAUUGUAAAAUAUCUACUCUUCAUAAGUCACAGAGUUGGAAAAUGAAAAUAAAAGUUAACUUAGAUGAAAACGAGAAAGUUUCCAAUGAAGAGGAAAGUCGACAGUUGAGAAAAAGGAAAAAUGUCAAUUAUAGGGAUGGUUUGCCUAUAGAUAAAAUUUCUGAAAACGAGGCAACCGAGAGGGAUACUCUUAUUAUAUCUUCCGAGAGUGAAGAGGAUUCAAACAUUAACAAAAAAACAAGUAAAAAUUCGAGAAUUGCUCCGGUUUUCACAAAAGCUACACCCAAACCCAAGGAAGAUCCUGGAGUAAAAGAGGCUAGGAGGCAGUUUCUAAUGAGUGGCAUACCUUCUUCUUUGAAGAAACUUAAAGAAAAACAACAAAGCAUAGAAGAGCAAAAUAGUAACAUAUUUCCAACCAUCAGUCAUGUCCAACAAAAAUGUGACAGUAGAUUUUGGAAUUUACCGGAUCCUGGACUGGAAAUAUAUGCAUCUGAACCUCUGAAAAUAGAUCAGUCAAAUAUAUUAUGUAAAGAAAUCACCAGAAGCCACUUACCUCAAAAAAUCAACAUAAAAAUGGAAAUGGAGAAAAUUGAUAAACUAAAAUUAUUGUUGAAUAAAAUCAAGACUGAUAACCCAAAUUACCCUGUUUACAAAUCUUUUAGAAGUAUUUAUGAAAAAAGUGGCAAAAAUUUAACAGACAAAAUUGCAAAAAAAACGUCUCCUAAAAAAACCAAAAAGAUAAAAAAAAAGAAAUUAAAUUCUAGUGGUAAAUUUGACGAUGCUUCCAUUAUACCAUCUGACUCAGAUUCUACGAUACAUAGUAUGUGGACAGAAAAAUACAAACCUAAAUGUUCAGAUGAUAUCAUUGGUAAUUCUGAAGCUGUUAAAAAUCUGAAAAAAUGGCUUGUUAUCUGGAUGAAAUACAGUGAAGAUAUAAACUUGAAAAGAAGGAGAACAGAAAGCAGUGGAUCAGAUUUCGAUACAUCAGAUUACGAUAGCAGAGAUAGUACAGCUCUUCCUGGUAAUACUGUGGUUUUGGGGGGUCCUUGUGGUAGUGGAAAAAGUACUGCAGUUUAUGCCAUUUGCAAUGAGUUAGGUUUCAAUAUUAUUGAGCUCAAUGCAUCCAGUAAAAGGACAGGAAAACGGCUUCUUCUGGAAAUACAAGAGGCAACCCAAUCCCAUCAAGUUCGAAAACAAAAAUCUCAAUUUUUUGCUGAAAAAAAGUUAAAGGAGAGAAUAGAAGACACAGAAAACCAAACGAAUAAAAAAAUGUGUGUGAUUUUAAUUGAAGAUAUUGACAUUGUAUUUGAACAAGAUGACGGUUUCAUUUCAGCUUUGACUCAGCUGAUCACUACCAGCAAAAGACCUAUCAUUCUAACAACCACAAACUAUGAUUCAGUAUUUGUCCAAAAAUUCCUCAAUGAGUAUGAGUACAUACCAUUUUUAUCUCUAUCAUCGUACUCCCUCUCUGUUUGGCUUCAAAUACUUUGCCUUAUUGAGGGAAUAUUUGUGCACAAAAAUGAUAUAGGAAAUUUAUUGGAAGUCAACAAGGGUGAUGUUAGAAAAACUCUUCUCCAACUUCAGUUUUGGGUGUCAUCUGGUGGACAAAUUUCACAAAAUGAAAUACCUAUCAAAAUAGAAGAAAAACGUAGCAGCUGUGAAGAGAAACUAGAUGAUGAUGAAGAGCCUGAUACUUUUCCCACGGAGAACACUAAUGAGGAUAUAGAUCCGUCCAUUCACUACAUUGGAAGUUUUGAGAUAUUUCAUGUUGACGAACCAUUUUCAGUUCCUUAUUAUUUGAAUCUAGGAAUGCUUUGGUGGAACAUUCCAAACAUCUUCAAUCUUCCACAAUCAUCCUGUCAAAGAAUCCAGAAAUUUCAGCAAUGUUCAUACCUUGAAAAAACCAACCCUCUUACGAACAAGUUCAAAAGUAAUCUUGAAGAUAAAAGGAAAUUGAAUUUAGCCAGCAAAUUAUAUGAUUCACUAGCAUUCACUGAUGUAAUGUUUAGAAAAGUUAAUUACUCAGAUAGUAUCGAACCCAUUGUGAAAAAUAUCAGUUGUAGUAUUAGUGAUAGUUUGGAAUUAAGAGAGGACUACAGGACUUUCAGUGGAGAUGCUGAUUUUGUACAUGAGAUCACUCACGUCUUGGUUGAUGGGCAUAUCAAACAAUUUGGAGAAUAUCCCAAAUUAGAUAUGGCAGUGCCCAACAGAGCAGAACGAAGGUGGAGGGCCAAGAAUCAUGUUUGUGAAGAUAUCUUUCUUGAGGCACUUUCUGUCUCAAACCACUUGGAGAGAAAAUCAAUUUCUCUUGAUUACAUGCCAAUGCUACGCAACAUGUUUAGAACGGAAACUAUUCGAGCAUCGAACAACACGAAACGUGGAAAUCGUUUCAGAAAUUAUCUUAAGGAUCUAGGUGUUAAUUGUAAUGCUAAUACAGUUAAACUAGCUUGCAACAUAAUGAAAGAAAUAGAUUGAUUUCAUUUGUAUAGUAGUGUAUAAAAAGUGGUAAAUUCUUGAAACACUUUUUGUCGUUAGAAUUGUCACCGAUUUCUAAAUAACUUAGUUUAUCAUUACUGAUGGAAAAAAUGGUUUUAUUGUAUAUGUAUAUAGUUCUUUUUUUUAAGUUUAUUAAUGUCUUAUACUUAUUUAUUUAAAAGAUUAGUAAAUCAGGCGAGUGUUCUAAUUGGGAAGUUUGUAUAUGUACAUCAAUUUUAUUAAGGCAAAUACUAUCAAUUAUAUUUUCUUUAAAUUGUAACAAACCAAUUCAAUAAGA
Leptinotarsa decemlineata (Colorado potato beetle) is the source of this 4216-nucleotide messenger RNA. RefSeq names its product enhanced level of genomic instability 1 (gene elg1). NCBI's taxonomy places the organism in Eukaryota, Metazoa, Arthropoda, Insecta, Coleoptera, Chrysomelidae. The record is from RefSeq and is a predicted model, not a curated record. Gene Ontology annotation, molecular function: ATP binding; ATP hydrolysis activity; DNA clamp unloader activity. Gene Ontology annotation, cellular component: nucleus.